Nicotiana tabacum (common tobacco) is the source of this 984-nucleotide messenger RNA. RefSeq lists its product as uncharacterized. The record is from RefSeq and is a predicted model, not a curated record. Lineage: Eukaryota; Viridiplantae; Streptophyta; Magnoliopsida; Solanales; Solanaceae.
UAUCUGGGCUUUUGGCUUUCCCUCUUUUUUCUUCUAUGGCAUUAACUAGUGUUUUUAACAACUUCAUAAUAGUAUCUCUUUGAAUCCUUGGUACCCCACACUUCCUUUAUCUUUAAAGUUAGCCCAACAUCAAGUCAUCAACAACUGACUCAUCACAAAAAAGCAAACCCACUUUAAUAGACCCCUCUCUAUUCCAUAAAUAAAUUCAUCGUCCUAGUUAAAAAAACAAAAAGAUUGUAAGUUUGAACUGUGAGUAGUUGAUUGUGAGGUCAAUCUCCAAGAUUCUACAAGGCUUCUUUGCUGAUACUCCCCAAAUGGAUGAGAGGAAUUAUUACUUCAUGAAUAGGAGCCAUAUUCGAGCAUUUGGUAGCUGGGACUGUAACGAUGAUUUCCCAAUUCCUUUCACGGAAUGCUUUGAAUCAGCUGAUUUGUUUCGUUACAGCUACUCUAAAGACCCUGAUCUCUACCAGAACGACAUUGUCACUCCAGCCAUGAUCGUCCUUCCUCCUCCUAAGGAAAGUAAAAUGAGAAUAAAAUAUGAUGGUGUUUCUACAGAGAAAAGCAAAGCAAGAUUUUUACAAGAUUUCCCCUCAACUGCUCUACGCCUCUACCCUAUGCCUAAAAGGAAAGGCGUUAGGGGAUUCUUUUCGAUGUGCCUGCGGCCAACUUGUGCUUCAUGAUCCCGAAAGAGCUUAAAGCUGUUUGCAAACAAAGAAAGAUUCAGAACAUAUAUAUAGGACUAGCUACUCUGUUCAUAUUUUGAAUCCUAGUUUCAUUGUCUAUAUUCUAAAAGAACUUAGUAUAGAGAUGUUUGAAGUAUUUCUUGGUUUUUUUAAAGCAGUAGUACAAAGUGGCCAAAAAACAGAUAGUAGAAUGUUGGCCAGCCCAAGAAGAUAAAUACCCAUCAUUAUCUUAUGAUGAUCACUGCGAAGCCUUCUCUAGUCUCUACUCUAUUGCUAGUAUAUAUGUUUCUUUUUGCAAGUA